Messenger RNA from Brienomyrus brachyistius, 1204 nucleotides. RefSeq names its product protein FAM3C-like. The transcript is spliced from 10 exons. The record is from RefSeq and is a predicted model, not a curated record. The coding region runs from base 389 to 1069 and encodes 226 amino acids. NCBI's taxonomy places the organism in Eukaryota, Metazoa, Chordata, Actinopteri, Osteoglossiformes, Mormyridae.
AUGCCUGUUUGCUAGCUAACACUAAAGUUGUAUGUUUGGCAUAUAAAUGUAACAUAUAAAGUAUAAAAUAUCGUUAAAAGUUGUAGCUAAACGUGGUCUCCUUAUUGUAUCUUUCUAGCUAUUUAUAGAGCUUCUUCUUAUUGUUUAUUCAGUUCAAAAGUUUCGCUGAUGUGGCUGCUUCUUCGACCGUACUUGCUCACACCUAAAAUGUCAGCAGAUUCAAACGACAAAUACGCACACUUAAUUUUAUUUCCUCAAUAAUGAAGACUAAAAUACAUAUUACAAAUAAAGGUGAACAUGAUAUAAUAGGCCUACCAUAAAAUUCAUCGGGGCAUUUUAUCAAGAUGGGUCCCUGUCUAACAUCCAGCUGGCCUAUUGCUGAGGAGCAAUGAGAACCGGGGGGGUCUUGAAACUGGCACUACUUCUUUCCAUUGUGUCGUUUCUGGUAUUCUUCACCAUUCAGCUUCUGGAUAUAAACACAGAUUUUGACCUUGGAAAGAUUUUUGUGAGAUCGGAUUCUUCUGAGAAUGAAUCUUCUAAAGCUCCUAGGUACAAGUGUGGAGUGUCCAAACCUUGUCCAGAGGGACACUUUUCCUUUAAGAUGGCCAGUGGGGCUGCUAGUGUGGUUGGGCCCAAAAUUUGUUUUGAGGACAACAUAUUGAUGAGUGGAGUGAAGAACAACGUAGGAAGAGGGAUAAACAUUGCACUUCUGAAUGGAAGGUCUGGGGAGCUUAUCAAGACCGCCAUAUUUGAUGUGUGGGGUGGAGAUAUCAACAAACUAAUAACUUUUCUGAAGACCAUCACAGAUGGCACCGUGGUGAUGAUAGCCAGUUUUGAUGAUGCGGCCACAAAACUCAGUGAUGAUGCAAAGAAGCUUAUUUUUGAACUGGGUAGUUCCAGCAUUAACUCCUUGGGAUUCAGGGAUAACUGGAUAUUUGUUGGAGGAAAGGGGAUCAAAACUAAGAGUCCUUUUGAACAGCACAUAAAAAAUAAUGCAGAAACUAACAAAUACGAAGGCUGGCCAGAGGUUCUGGAAAUGGAAGGAUGUAUUCCUGCUAGACCAGAGUGACUACAUUUUCUCCAGGCACCUCUUAACAUAUUACUUCAUCAUACUCCUCCUAUGACUUAAAAAGCAAAGGCUGAUGUGGUUUGGACAAACCCAUAUUAGUGUCUCUGCUACAAAUAAAUAUGUUGUACAAACAAA